AUGGCGGCACAACGAGCAUCGACAACACUCAUAAAAAGCAACGAACUUAUUUUUAAAGUCCUUUUAAUUGGAGACUACGGAACGGGAAAGACUUCACUGUUAUGCCGAUAUACAGAUGAUGCGUUUAACCCCGUUUAUGUCCCAACGAUCGGAGUCGAUUUCAAGUUUAAGACGAUAGAAAUAGAUAAAAAGCAAAUAAAGCUCCAAAUGUGGGACACAGCAGGGUCGGAAAGAUUUAAAGCAAUUGUAACCACGUAUUUCAAAGGGAGUCACGGGUGCUUUCUCGUUUAUGACAUCACAAACGUCGAUAGUUUUAAAAACAUAGUGAAUUGGUUUGAACUCAUCAAAAAAGAGAGCCCUGAUUGUCGUGUGAUGCUCAUAGGCUCUAAGAGCGACUUAUCGAUGGCAAGACAAAUUCAGCAAGAAUCAGCAGAAAAUUUUGCACGAGAGAAUGACAUGUUAUAUUUGGAGUCUUCAGCAAAGGAGGGUACAAAUGUUGACAAAAUGUUUACAAAACUCGCUGAGAUUAUGCUCAACUUUUUUAAAAUUAUAGAACCACCUCAAGAAGAAAAAGACGAACGUGUGAGCAUGGUAAAAGCCGAAGUUGUACAAAAAAAGUCGUGCUGUUAA
Messenger RNA from Entamoeba invadens IP1, 630 nucleotides. RefSeq lists its product as hypothetical. Gene Ontology annotation, molecular function: GTPase activity; GTP binding. NCBI's taxonomy places the organism in Eukaryota, Evosea, Mastigamoebida, Endamoebidae. The record is from RefSeq and is a predicted model, not a curated record. The transcript has 2 exons. Bases 1 to 630 code for a protein of 209 amino acids.